AAAACUCCUUAAGGGUAUAAACGAGUCUUUGGUGAAGGGUUUAUAAGAAAAAGUAAAAUAGUGAUAAUGGCUGAGGCAGAAUCAGGAUGUAGCCUCAGGACCUCAAGAUGGUCUCUCAAGGGAGCCAACGCACUUGUAACUGGUGGCACUCGCGGAAUCGGGCGUGCCGUUGUGGAGGAACUAGCUGGUUUUGGUGCGGCGGUUCACACGUGUUCUCGGAAUGGAGCGGAGCUCGCCAAGUGUUUGAAGGAAUGGGAGAGCAAGGGAUUUUCGGUAUCUGGGUCAGUUUGUGAUGCUUCUGUGAAAACCCAAAGGGAGAAAUUGAUACACGAAGUGGCUUCAGUUUUUAAUGGCAAGCUUAAUAUUCUCGUGAACAAUGUGGGAACAAACAUGAGAAAGCCUACUAUUGAGUACACAUCUGAGGAGUAUUCAUUUGUCCUUGGUACUAACCUUGACUCCGUGUACCACCUUUGUCAACUUUCUCAUCCUCUUUUGAAAGCAUCUGGAGUAGGAAAUGUUGUGUUCAUUUCCUCUGUUGCUGGUUUGGUUGAUAUAGGUAGUGGAACUGUAUAUGCGGCAAGCAAAGCGGCAUUAAAUCAGCUAACUAAAAAUCUAGCUUGUGAAUGGGCUAAAGACAACAUUAGAACCAACUGUGUUGCACCUUGGUACACCAAAACCUCGCUUGUAGAGGAUUUGCUUAAAAACAAGGAAUUCUUGGAAGAGGUAACCGAUCGAACUCCUCUACACCGUGUUGCAGAACCUGAGGAGGUCUCCUCACUGGUAGCAUUCCUCUGCUUACCUGCAGCUUCAUACAUCACUGGACAGGUUAUUUCUGUUGAUGGAGGGUUCACUGCAAAUGGAUUUACACCCAAAAAAAGACCUUUUUAACCAAGAAUUAUUCAUGAUAACAUUAACCUUCGUUUCUUAUUUACGUGGCGGCUAUUGUUGUGCCAAUCAUGUCUUCAUCUUAAACUUUAUUAUCAGUUAUACGUUAUCUGUAAUAUUUUCUUCAGUAGUUGUAAGUUUUUUUCUUAAUACAUCUCGGGAAACCGAAGUUUGGUUUGAUCAAGCUUGCAGAAAAAAUAAAUCAAAAAAUAAUAAUUAGAAAGUUUAUUUCAAUGAAA
This is a messenger RNA of Cannabis sativa, 1124 nucleotides long. Its product is annotated as tropinone reductase homolog At5g06060. Lineage: Eukaryota; Viridiplantae; Streptophyta; Magnoliopsida; Rosales; Cannabaceae. The transcript has 5 exons. The record is from RefSeq and is a predicted model, not a curated record. The coding region runs from base 67 to 888 and encodes 273 amino acids. Gene Ontology annotation, molecular function: oxidoreductase activity.